This is a messenger RNA of Salmo salar (Atlantic salmon), 2059 nucleotides long. RefSeq names its product guanine nucleotide-binding protein G(i) subunit alpha-1. Gene Ontology annotation, molecular function: G protein-coupled serotonin receptor binding; GTP binding; G-protein beta/gamma-subunit complex binding. Gene Ontology annotation, cellular component: heterotrimeric G-protein complex; cytoplasm. Gene Ontology annotation, biological process: adenylate cyclase-modulating G protein-coupled receptor signaling pathway. The record is from RefSeq and is a predicted model, not a curated record. Lineage: Eukaryota; Metazoa; Chordata; Actinopteri; Salmoniformes; Salmonidae.
AUUUGAAGAACAGGAAACAAACCUUUCAACAGCUCAAAAGCGUAACGAAACGUGAAAAUUGUGAACGCUGCCGAAACAUCAGAAUACUUAUACAUCGGCAGAUAACAGAGAUAGAAACAGCAUCGAAAAGUUGUUUUCAAGAGAAGUCAUUUUAAUAGUGCUGCUUAGAAACAAUUUGUUUGGCUAGCCUGGGUGCGAGGCAAGGGUUGUGUUUGAAUCUCCGACUCGGGGGAGGCGCCCUCGUUUUAGCUUGUGCAUGUUGAACAUUUUCUUUUUAACUUUUACACCUUUUGGGGAAUCUGCUUGAAGAUGGGGUGUACUCUGAGUACGGGUGAUAAGGCGGCGCAGGAGCGCAGUAAAAUAAUCGACAGGAAUUUACGGGACGACGGGGAAAAAGCAGCACGGGAGGUCAAGCUGCUCCUGCUCGGUGCUGGGGAGUCAGGGAAGAGUACCAUUGUCAAACAGAUGAAGAUCAUCCAUGAGGCGGGCUAUUCAGAGGAGGAGUGUAAGCAGUACAAGGCGGUGGUGUACAGCAACACCAUCCAGUCCAUCAUCGCCAUCAUCAGAGCCAUGGGGCGCCUCAAGAUAGACUUUGCUGAAGCAGCCAGAGCGGAUGAUGCUCGUCAGCUGUUUGUGCUGGCGGGAUCGGCAGAGGAGGGCUUCAUGACCGGUGAGCUGGCCGGGGUCAUCCAGCGCCUCUGGAAGGACGGGGGGGUCCAGUCCUGCUUCGGCCGCUCACGAGAGUACCAGCUCAAUGACUCGGCUGCCUAUUAUCUGAAUGACCUGGACAGGAUAGCCCACGGAGCGUACGUGCCCACCCAGCAAGACGUGCUGAGGACCAGGGUGAAGACCACCGGCAUCGUGGAGACUCAUUUCACCUUCAAAGACCUCCACUUCAAAAUGUUUGACGUGGGGGGUCAGAGGUCCGAGAGGAAGAAGUGGAUCCAUUGCUUUGAGGGAGUCACCGCCAUCAUCUUCUGUGUGGCGCUCAGUGACUACGACCUGGUGCUGGCCGAGGAUGAGGAGAUGAACCGGAUGCAUGAGAGCAUGAAGCUAUUUGACUCCAUCUGCAACAACAAGUGGUUCACAGACACCUCCAUCAUCCUCUUCCUCAACAAGAAGGAUCUGUUUGAGGAGAAGAUCCAAAAGAGUCCUCUCACUAUCUGUUACCCGGAGUACGCAGGCUCCAACACGUACGAGGAGGCGGCGGCCUACAUCCAGUGUCAGUUUGAAGACCUGAACAAGAGGAAGGACACCAAGGAGAUCUACACCCACUUCACCUGCGCCACCGACACCAAGAAUGUGCAGUUUGUCUUCGAUGCAGUCACUGACGUCAUCAUCAAGAACAACCUGAAGGACUGUGGCCUCUUCUAGGGCAGUGUGGUGGCCAGCGUGUGCUCAGUGACCUUUUCUUUGGGACGUCUGUGGCUGGAGGGGGUUGGAUCAUGGACACUUUGUAGAGAACCUCACUUUUAACCUCUUAACUUUAAACUCAAAGUUUUUAAAAUGCCAUGUAGAAAACCGUUUAAAAUAUUUGUACAACUCACUAUGGCUGGAGUUUUUCACUGUUUUUAAGAUUUUGUUUUAACCGGUCAAGUUAUUUAAAAAGGGAUGGAGGGGGGCCUUUGCAUUUGUUUCUUCUAGGAAAGGAAUGGACACAUUUUUGUGUUUAGGUACUUGUGCCUUUGCAUGCCUUAGUUCCAGUGUUUUUUGUUUUUUGGGCUAAAUGGUAGAUGUUAUAAUUUAAUCUCCCCCCGCCCCCCACACAAAAAAAUUCUCAAUAUUUGGUUUCUGUGACUGAUGGCUGAGAAUUAGUGUCCAUGGAAAUAAUGGAAUAGACCAAUUUUAAGACCAACUUGCUCUUGAUGAGCGCUGUGUGUCUGUGUGCAUGACUGUGAGUGCCUUUGCUGCAUCACUGUUUGCUUGUGUGAGUGCGUGCAGCUGUUUGACUUGGCGUAUAUGAAUGUGUGUGUGUGUGUGGCCAUACAGUACCAGUGAGAAGUUGGAAACCCUUGAAUGAAUAGGUGUUUUCUUUAUUUUUACUAUAUUCUACAUUGUA